This is a messenger RNA of Naegleria gruberi, 2877 nucleotides long. RefSeq lists its product as uncharacterized. Gene Ontology annotation, cellular component: plasma membrane. Bases 1 to 2877 code for a protein of 958 amino acids. The record is from RefSeq and is a predicted model, not a curated record. Gene Ontology annotation, biological process: positive regulation of protein targeting to membrane; positive regulation of vesicle fusion; intracellular protein transmembrane transport. Gene Ontology annotation, molecular function: calcium ion binding; calcium-dependent phospholipid binding. Lineage: Eukaryota; Heterolobosea; Eutetramitea; Acrasida; Naegleriidae. The transcript has 2 exons.
AUGGGAGCAAAAGUUAAAAUUCAAGUAAAAAGCUGUAGAAAUUUACCAAUCAUGGAUAGGAGUAGUGGAUUAACAGAUGCCUAUGUUGUUGUUAAAUGUGGUAGUGAAUAUCAAUUUAAAACACCUGUCUGUAGGAAAACUUUAAAUCCAUCAUGGAAUAUUGACGCUUUUAGAUUUGAAGUGCCGAAUAAUGAUUAUUUACAGGAAAAUGUAAUUGAAUUUAAAAUUAUUGAUUAUGAUGUAGUUACACAGGAUGAUGUAAUCGGAACAGUUAUUGUUGAUACUAAUUUAUUAGCCUUGAAUCAGGUAAAUCAAUUUAGUGGUUGGUUGCCAAUUUUUGACUCAUUUAGAGGAGUUUGUGGAGAAUUGAAUAUUCAUAUCAAGAUUGAUUUCAUUCAAAAUAUUAAUCCAUACCGAGACAGUUGUCCAGAAGUUCAAUUCUUUUCAUGUCCAAGUAUUUAUCCACUCAUGGAAUAUACUCAAUAUUCUAUAAGAAUUAGUGAUUUUGUUGAGGAAUUAUUAAUCGAUGACGAUCCAGAAUAUGAUUCGUUCAAGGAUUUAUUGAGAAGCAGUCGAAGUUCAAACGAUCAGAGACAAUUACUUCUCUAUCAAUUAUCUGGUAGAUUAAAAAGAAGAAUGGGAAAGAAAGUCCAAGAAGCUAAUGACAACAUUAUAUUUGGAUAUGAGGAAUGUUUUGAUUUGGAAAAUGAUAUUAUUAUUGUGAGAGGUUUGGGAACUAGAUGCAAAUUAUCAACAAAAAGACUAGUUGAAGAAAUUCCACAAAUAGCUCUACCAGGCACACCUCCAAUGAAUAUCAUUCCACUCACUGAUUUUGCAUCUUCGCCACUGGCUGCUGCUUCUGUUGAUUCUCCAACCAAUACAUUCAAUGGACAAAGUGAUGUGAAAUUAAUUACCAUCAAGACACUUGACUCACAACAUAUCAAAUACAUGGCAGGUAUUGUUCAAGCAAGAUCUGUCAAAUUACUCUCACCAGAUAUGAAACUAAGUGAUAUGCAAAAAGAAAGAGACGGAUGGUGGAAUGAAUUAAGAGCAGAAAUCAAGGAAAAUGCCAGAUCACUCGGUUGUACUCAUGUGAUUGGCUAUUCUGAACAAUAUGAAUUAUUUUCCAAGGGAUCAGUUUGUAUCCUUUGUGCAGAAGGAACAGCAGCUGUGCUCAAUCCUCAAUUUGAGAAUUACAAUAUUAGAAACUUGUCUGAUGAUCAAGAAGAAAAGGAAGUUGACAAGCAUAUUGAAGAUAGAUACUGUAGAAUGUUCCACCUUCCUAAGAAUAGUCCAUUCUUUAGAGCUGGUGCUUCUGUGUGUCCAUUACGUGGUGAUGGUUAUGUUCCAAAUAUGUUUAUUUCAACUUGUGAAAUUCCAAACAUUAUAGAACAAAGAUUUUCAUUACAACAAAAGCACUUUAUUGAAGCCAGAAUUUGUAGAACCAAGAAGAAGAAAUUUGGAGAAAGCAAUGCUUAUAGUAUUAGUAAUGUUCUACCUUUCGUGGUUCACGAUCUUCACAAGCAAUUUGUGCACAAAAUGAAUUUGUGUCACUGUAAUGCUGCUUUCAGUGUUUCCUAUAAUCUUGCUAUUAAUGACAAUUUCAUUAUUUUAACAUGUAGAGGAACUGGUCUGUGCAUUGAUGCCCUCCCAAGAAAUGAAAAGAUGAGCUUUAUUCUCCCAGAUGAGAAAGACAAUACUGACCAAAUAAGACUCUUGACAGAUUAUAGUGAUUACUAUUCUAUAUUAUUGGACAAUUCUAUUGAAGAAAGACAUGAAGAAGCCGAAACUGAAGAAAAUGUAGAUUCUCCAAGAGGAAAGGAUUUGAAUGAUAGUAUAUCUUCUGGUUCUGAAAAUGAGGAACUUAUUGAAAGUGGAAGUGCUGGAUUUGCUCUUGAAAUGGCAGAUGAACAGGAUGAAGAUUUCAUCAACUCACUUGUGGAACCUCUUUUACCUUGUGGAAUUCAUUUUACAACAUUGAAACAUAUUUCAGAACUUGCAUCCAAAUCAAUGUCUCAUCUUCAGUACAUCUUCUUAGAAAAGUCAUUCCCUCUCAAGACUGAUAAUGUUAAAAAGCAACAACAGUACAUUGCUUCACUUUUCAGAGAGUUGUACAUUACCCUGUCUUUCAAAUUAUUACUGCUUUCCAAUGAAGAAUUGAAUCAAAGUGUUUAUGUGAUGGGUAUUUCUGAAAAACUCAGAUUGGAAGAUUCAAACGAUUUGAUUAUUACCUUGCAAGCUAUGCCAGCUUUGGUCACUUCACACCAACUCAAAGCCAAUCCACAACUUGAACAAAUGAAGGCCAAUCUACCACAACUCCUUCCACCACUACCACACCCACAGUCCAUUACCACUAAUAUUGAUAUUGGAAGUCCAAGAAAGAGAGACACUUCACCACUCAAUAGAGGCACUUCACAAAAUCUCACUUCAAGCUUUGAAACUCCUGAAAUGCUUUUCAAUAUGGAUAUUGACCAAAAAUCAGAAACACCUUCGGUAAUACCUGAAGAACGUGAUAUCGAUAAGGAAUGGAUGGAAGAGCAGUAUGUUGUCAUUACACCAAUGUACUUUAUUCCUGGAGCCAAAAUUGAAAAGGUAGUCGGUGCUAUUACACAACACCUUGUUAGAGAGUCCACCAAUGUAGUCCAAUUCAGUUCCUUCCAACAGGAAUGCAUCAUGGAAGCAACUUCCAUCAUUAGAGCACACACUAAGGCCAUCGACUGCAAUGCCCUCAUUAAUUAUUCUGUCAAAUUCCAUGCUGUGUUAGAUAAUCCAUCUAAGAAGCAAGCUUACAUCAUGCUGACAAUUUCUGGUGAUGCUUGUAAGGUUUCCUACUCUUCCUCCUCAGGCCUUCAAAGAUUAACAGAAUUAUCCAAAUAA